CAUUCCAUUCCGCGUGCCUUCCACAUCCCUCCGCGUCGGAAGAAGUUCCUUGCACUGAUAGACACUUCUAGAACUCAAGAAAGACAGAGAAGACCCAGGAGUUUGACACAAUGGGGAGCAAAGCGCCCUCCCAUGGAUGGGUUAAAACAGCUUUUCGUCUGACUCUCGUCCUCCUGCUGCUGCUCCUCAUUGGGUUAAAAGUCUUUUGGAUCCUGAUUUACAAACAGCAAAAUGUCCAAGAAGAACUUCAGAGAAACGUGUCCCUACAGCAAAUGGGGAAUGUCAACAGUCCUGAGAAGAUCCAGAACCUCAAUGAGAAGAUCCAGAACCUCAAUGAGAAGAUCCAGAACCUCAAUGAGAAGAUCCAGAACCUCAACGAGAAGAUCCAGAACCAAUCUAUCACCAUGCAAACCCUGGCCACCAGGCUGUGUCAGGAGCUACAGGAAAAAGAGCCAGAGCACACAUGCAAUCCCUGUGCGCAGAACUGGAUCUGGCAUGCAGAUGCAUGCUACCUUCUACAUCGCGUUCCUGACACGUGGCAAAACAGCGUGAAGUCAUGCGCCGACCGCAACGCCAGCGUGUUGAGUAUUAACAAGAAUAGCGUGGAGUUUAUACAGUCCAUGGAGACAGACAGCUAUUGGCUUGAAGCAUCUCCUAGACAAAAUGGCAAAUACUCUAUGACUGUGAAUCAGACUGUCAACUCCUCUCUCUGGGCUCAAAACAACCUGAACGGCUUAAACACAAUGCACUGCGGCUAUUUGGAAGGACAGUAUAUUUAUUUUAAUUCCUGUACUGGAAAGAGAUUUGUGAUAUGUGAGAAAACGGCUGGUCCCGUGCGGGUGGAAAGUGUGCUGUGUUCACGCUCCAGAUGGCAGCCCGCAACAGACGCUCUCCCGAGUUAGAAGGACCCGAUGCUAGCCUGUGUGUCUCCCGCCUCCCACGAGUGGAAUAAAAAUACUAUAACAGACUUCUGCCUCUCUGAACAUUUGUAUCUUUCCAUUUCCCUCUUGCUCCUCAUUUGCUGUGUGUGAGAAAAUAAU
Messenger RNA from Dipodomys spectabilis (banner-tailed kangaroo rat), 1040 nucleotides. Its product is annotated as C-type lectin domain family 12 member A-like. The coding region runs from base 111 to 902 and encodes 263 amino acids. Lineage: Eukaryota; Metazoa; Chordata; Mammalia; Rodentia; Heteromyidae. Gene Ontology annotation, molecular function: signaling receptor regulator activity. The record is from RefSeq and is a predicted model, not a curated record. The transcript is spliced from 6 exons.